Molecule: messenger RNA, 19763 nt
Organism: Panthera uncia (snow leopard)
Lineage: Eukaryota; Metazoa; Chordata; Mammalia; Carnivora; Felidae
Gene: CFLAR
Product: CASP8 and FADD like apoptosis regulator
Exons: 10
Coding region: 8714-10240 (508 amino acids)
Biological process (GO): proteolysis; negative regulation of extrinsic apoptotic signaling pathway via death domain receptors
Molecular function (GO): protein binding; cysteine-type endopeptidase activity
Source: RefSeq, a predicted model, not a curated record
AACACUAUUUCUCCUUUAUGUUCAGCUUCUGUCACCUCCUCUCCCAAGACUUCAUAACCCACCCACGAAUGUUCCCUUCCUCUACAUUUUCAUACACUCUGUGGCUGUCUUUACACUUACCAUGAAUUGCACUUAACACUCUGUAUCCUAAUACUUUUCUUUAAAAACUUUUCAGUUAAGUUGUAUUAUAAUUUUCUGUGUUAAAAUUCAUGCAGAGUAAAUAGAGAAAGCUCUCAGGAGUCUGUUCCCUAAGAUAACCAAAGGUUGCAGUUUAGUGUCUUUUUCAGACAUUUACACACUCAAACACAGCCUUUUAAGUGUUUUUAAAUAUAUAAUUUUUUGCUCUUUUGUUUUCUUAUUUUGUAUGAUGCUGUUCAACUGCAUUUCAGAACUGUUUUUUUUUUCUUUUCUAUUAACAUCUCUAUUUUUCUCAGAUGUAAUUUCACUCUCCUCUGGCAUCAGUGUUUCUAAUGAUUUUUUCCCCCCUAAUGACCACCUUUCUUGUUUCUGAGAAUAUGUGUAUCCACAAUUUACAUUUAAUUCAUCUGCUUGCUCGUAUGCCCCCCGUGUUUUUUCUCCCUCAAUUCUGGGUUUAGAGAAGUAAUUUCUUCUUUGACUCCAUGUACAUUUGAAUGAAUGAAUGAUGAAUAUGUAUAUAUUUUAAUAUUUUCUUUCCAGAUAAAACUGCUUUUUUCUCUGAUGGUCUCUGCUUUUAGCCAUAUUGUCUUUAUUUGGCCAUUUAAGUUUUUGUGCAAAACAAACAGCUUUCUCAUUGUUUUCUUCUUAUUCUAUAUAUUGGGUUGUCAUCUUUGGUCAUUCAGUACUUGUGAAAGAUGUGAUAUAAUGUUCAUGUAUAUAUUCAAGAUGGUUUGUGUCUUCUACAUGGAACCUUUCUACUGGAGAAAUUAACCCAUUUUAUUUACAUUAAUAUCUAUAUGCUUCAGUUUUUCAAUAUAAUUGAAAAAUCCUCUUGUAGUUCCGUGCUCCAAGGUUUAAAAUGUUCCCCAGGGUAAUGGUUUCCUUUUAUCAUCUGAUAAGCUUCCUUAUCUACUUGUCAAGUUCUUGAGUUGUUGUUUUUGUUGUUUUUUUUUAAACUUCUUUCAGAUCUUCACUUUAGCUUACUAUAUUUUGUUUGUUUGGUUUUGGUUUUGGACUUGAAACUUUCAAAAAGUAUAGUUUUUAAAAUCAGUGAUAUUUGUUUUAAAGAAUAAACACAUGAAAAUCUUGCGUGGAUACUAUCUGGUGAAUGAAUCAAAUUCCUUGCAAGAAUUGAAUAAAAUAAAUAAUAAGUUAAUUAUUCCCUACAUUCAGCAUUUACUGAGCACCUGCAUUUACUGAGUCUAUCUUUUUCACCUGGGUUGUCAACAGGAAUGCCACGGAAAGUAGAAAGAGGAACCAGGUAGGAAAUAAGAAGCUGGAAACAGGUACCAGAGAUAAUGAUGGGGCUGAAGCAAAUGAGGAAUUUUAGUUUUCUUCUUCACUUUUCUUCAUUUUCCAGAUUUUCCUAUAGCAUCCAAGUAGUGCUUUUUGUAAUUAAAGGAAAGAAUGCUAUAAAAAUAAGUUUAAGAGCUUUGUAUCUCCUGUAUUAUGCACAACUUGUGAUUUUGAACACGACUGUUUCCUGAUGGGCUAACCUUGUCCCUUUAGCUACUAAGAAUCUGUUGUAUAAACUGAGAAAAUAUACCUAUUAGGUUGAAUUUGUUUAAGUUUAUUUAUUUAUUUUGAGACAGAGAGUGCAAGCAAGGGAGGAGCAGAGAGAGGGAGCGAAAGAGAGAAUCCCAAUGUGGGGCUCAAGCUCCCAAACCAUAAGAUAGGUUCUUGGAGCGCCUAGGUGGCUCAGUUGGUUAAGCAUCUGACUUCAGCUCAGGUCAGGAUCUCAUGGUGUGUGAGUUUGAGCCCUGCAUCGGAGUCUGUGCUGACAGCUCGGAGCCUGGAACCUUCUUUGGAUUCUCUGUCUCUCUCUCUCUCUCUUUCUCUCUGCCCCUCCCCAGUUUGUGUGCUCUCUCUCUCUCUCUCUCAAAAAUACAUAAAUUAAAAAAAAAAAAAAAAAGAUUUGGACUCUCGACCAACUGAGGCACCCCAGGCACCCCUAGGUUGAAUUUUUAAUUCAAGCUAGUCUUGUAUAGAUGGGCCUCAGAGAAUAUUUGCUAAACAUUUUAUUUUACUGUAGCAUAACUGAUACCUUGGUUGUUUCUUGACCCCCUUUUGAGUCCUUUGAUGAAAACCUUGAGAAGAGGGAAUGUGUAUCUUCCUGAUAGCAGUUGUAUGGUGAUAAAGAAGACACCAAACAGCCAUAUGAUAGUGUGAGGCAUUUACUACAUUCAUCAAUUUACUCUGAGGCUUCAAUUUCCUCAACAACAGCAACAGCAACAAAAACCAACAGGCAAAACUGAGUUUAAGCAGGAUUCCAAAUUUUAAUGAUUCAGCAAAGUCUGAGUUCAGAGACCAGAUCUUAGUUCCAAGUAGUGCAAAGAAGGGCUGUGACCUAGCCUUAAUUCUUUGUACGUAUCUGAGCCAUACAAGGUAUUAGUAAUUUUUUAAAAGUUUAUUUAUUUUGAGAGAGACAGAGACAGUGUAAGUGGGGGAGGGGCAGAGAGAGAGAGAGAGGAGAGAGAGAGAAUCCCAAGCAGGCUCCGUGCUGUCAGUGCAGAGCCCGACGUGGGGCUCCAACCCAUGAAGCCAUGAGACCAAGAGUUGGACACUUAGCUGACUGAGGCACCCAGGUGCCCCAAAGUAUUAGUAAUUUUGUUGAUGUCCUAUUUGAGGAAAGAAUUCUUUAAAUUUAGGCAUCUUUGAGUCCAUCCUUUGAGAAUUAUACCACACACAGAGGACCUGCCUAGAGACUUGGCAAAAAUGAAAAUCCUGACACAUAAAUCUUAGGGUUUUAGAAAUUGUGAUAAAUGCAAAAGGUAAAAUUUUAGCUAAAGGUACAGGGAGAUGUACCUUUUGUUAACAUCUUGGCUAGAGAUGUUGUAUUCCGCCUGUUUAAGGUGAGGUCCUGCCAGGUCCUAGGAAGCCCUGCAUAGGGGCUCACCCAGCCUCUUACAAAUCACAUUUAAGCCACUGUUACUUAACCAAUAGCAUUGUUACCCCUUAUAUUUGCAAAAGCUACCUUUCACAAUCUGUUUCCUGGAUCUAACAGCCAGGUUCCAAGUAUGAUAUCUGCUCCAACACCAGCUCCCAUCUUGCUUCAUUGUACAUUGUGAAAGGAUGAGUAAGCUUUACACAUGUUCAGGCCUGCUGGAGCUGUGUAAUGAUGACCAGUCUGUUUUUGGCAGGCCUGGCCAGGGCUCACCACAGCCUAAUGAAGGUGAAUGAGAACCUACCAAUCCUCAAGGACCUCACCACAUAGGACAGGUACCCAACUAGAAUAAGAUAAAUGCCAGACGAAAGUAAAAACAGUGCUACGAUGGGGCGCCUGGGUGGCUCAGUCGGUUAAGCGCCUGACUUCGGUUCAGGUCAUGAUCUCACAGUUAGUGAGUUCUGGCCCUGCGUCAGGCUCUAUGCUGACCGCUCAGAGCCUGGAGCCUGCUUUGGAUUCUGUGUCUCCUUCCCUCCCUGUUCUUCUCCUGCUUGUGCUCUCUCUCUCAAAAAUAAAGACUAUAAAUAAAUAAAUAAAUAAAUACAUAAAUAAAUAAAACAGUGCUACUAAGCAGCAGGAGAUGACUUGAUUUGGGGAUCAAGACAAGCUUAUGGAAGUGAAGUCUUGAAAGGUGGGGUAGAAUUUCAAUAGGUAGAGACUGGGAAGAGGGGAGGAGCUUUCCAAAUGGAGGCAAAUGCUUGAGCAAAGAGGUUGGGACAGAAAAGCACUGGCCAGAGAACAUGGAGAUAUCUAUUUGCAGUGAGUUUAAUUACAGGUUGGGCAGAACUCUUAGGUAUUCUUGGGGAGAUACUCUUAGGUGCUUGGGCUAUGUAGGAGAAGUUUGCCCUUGUGGAAAUUUAACUUUGGUUAAGAUGGAGUGGGCCAUUGCAGUAAAAGGAUUUGCUUUUAUUGCCCCUGGUGAUUCUGUUUAUGUUUUUGUGUCUGAUUAGAUGAUUUAUAAUCUCCUUCUAUCUAGAUCCUUUCUUAUUCUGUGGUUCUUUAAUUCCCUCAUUUUCUGCAGCUUCUAUACAACUGUUAUAAAACAGGGAGGUGAUUGGUGGUAAUGUUAUGUUGGCAUUUGUGGGAGCUUCCCUGAGAGUCAUGGGCCUGAACUUCAUUAAAGAACUUCAUAAAAAUAUCUUCUGGGGGAGCACCUGGCUGGCUCAGUCUGUCGAAUAUGCAACUUUUGAUCUUAGGAUUGUGAGUUCAAGCCCCAUGUUGGGUGUGGAGCCUACUUAAAAAAAGAAAAAAAAGUUUUUAACAUGAAAUUUAUUGUCAGAUUGGUUUCCAUACAACACCCAGUGCUCACACCAAUAGGUGCCCUCCUCAAUGCCCAUGACCCACCCUCCCCUCCCUCCCACCCCCCAUCAACCCUCAGUUUAUUCUCAGUUUUUAAGAGUCUCUUAUGGUUUGGCUCUCUCCCUUUCUAAGAAAAAAUGUUUUAAAAAAAUCUUCUAAUUUUAUGUCUUUUUAUAAUUGAGAUUAUCUAUUGUUUGUGGGAAAUUUGCUAUAAUUGAAGCACAUGGCUUGUGAAGCCAAAUCAUGUUUUAAUAUAUAAUUUUAGCUACUAAUGCAUAAUAGUGGUCAGUAACAUCUCAACUUGGAGUGUUUAUGGCUCAGCUUCAGUAUAUGGUCAUCUAGACUAUGUUUGAGUAUGUAUCUGUAGCAUUCCAGAAAUCAGGAACCACAUAAUGAUCUGUUAUUUAUAGACUUCAUUUUAAAUAUCUGUGUGUGUGUGGGGGGGGGGUUGUGCAAAAUGGCAUUUCAUGUGCUCUCUGAGGUUUAAAAUGCCUCAGGUGGAGGAGGAAAGAGGGUUCAUUAUAUUAGCUGCUUGAAUUGUGACACAAACUUCCCACCUUUACAGAUUCUGUACACAAACGGGAGGAAGGGGGUUUCUGUUAGGUUCUAGAACUCCCAUUAGAUGGCUACUUCUCUUUUGCCCAGGAUCAUGUAACCCCUUCUCCUUGAUCCUUUCAGAAUCUUCUGGGUGACUCUCUCGGGGACUUUAUGUUCAUAUCUCAGUGGGGAUUUCCAGACACAUGAAAGUUCCAGCUUUGCAUGCUGCUUUCUGCAGCUGGCAAAGCUGGCUUUUCUCCAUCACUGUUCAGUUUUGUGGUGUUUCAGGGAAAUUACAUUUGCUUUCAUACUGUGACCAUGUUUGUUUGUUUGUUUUCAUGCCAUGCUAUGACCUUGCUUCAGAUACAGAAGCACUACAAAGAAUGGAAUAUUCAGUAUGUCUUUGGACAGGUCGAGGUAUAAUGGGAACCAGUUAUGCUGGUGGCUGUGCUGCUGAUUACAGAGAAUGUUAUGUGCUUUAGAUACCAGAUAGUUUGGAGGCAAAAUUGACAUCCUGUGAGAAAGAUUGAGAAGCCUGACUUAAGUUAACCACACUUUACUGUCGCCUAUUGGGACUAAUGCUGGAUACCAAGGAGGUAUGUUCAUAGUACUGUGAUAAUACAAAAAAGUUACUGGCUAAGUCUGUGUGUGCUUUUCCCAGGAAAGCUUUACACAGUAGGAGAUGCUUCAGCUGGCCCUGAAAACUGAGAAGGGUUUUGUUUUGUUUUGUUUUUGCUAGACAUGUAAGUAGAAGAGGGUAGUCCAAGCAAAGGCAUAGAGGCAUGGGAAAGAACUCUGUGUUGAAGUUAGGUUGAAGCCAAAUGUGCAAAGUCUGUGUUAAUAAGAGAUGAAGGCAGGUGCUGGACUACAAGGAGCCUUGAAUGCAAAGAAAAUUGGAACCUGCAAUGGGAGAUGAGGAAUCAUUGGAAGGUUUAAAACAGGAAAAUGACUUAGUUCAAGCAUGAAUGUUAUAAAGUUCAUUCUGAAAGGAGAUCAAUUUGGAGGGGUUGAGACCAUAGGCAGGGAGAACAGAAAGACCAGGGGAAAAGUCUGGGUGAGAGAUAGUUGCUAAAAGAUAGUUGCUAGGAGAAGUUGCUGAAAGAGAGUACUGAGGAGUCAGAGAAGGUUAGGGAGGUAUUGCAUAAGCUAUAGUGGUCUGAGGUGAGCCAAAGAAGACUUUCCAGGAGGGAUUAAUCGGCAGCAUCAGACGGAGUAGUGUGUCCAGGUAAAAGAGGGCUUCCAAGUGACUUUGGAUGUAGCUACUAGGACGUCACCAAGUUCCCUGCUUAAUGGGAAGUAGACCACUGUCAGCAGGACUGGAAUACUAGAGUGAGCCAAGUAAGACACUUCAGGCACAACGUUUAAGAGGGUGCUCACAAACUCAGCAAUCAAGAUAAAUAAUCUUGAGGCACCUGUGUGGCUCAGUCAGUUAAGCGUCCGACUUCAGCUCAGGUCAUGAUCUCACGGUCCGUGAGUUCAAGCCCCGCACCGGGCUCUGUGCUGACAGCUCAGAGCCUGGAGCCUCUUUCGGAUUCUGUGUCUCCCUCUCUCUCUGACCCUCCCCCGUUCAUGCUCUGUCUCUCUCUGUCUCAAAAAUAAAUAAAUGUUAAAAAAAUAAAAAAAAAGAUAAAUCUUGAAGUGUAAUAUUUUGAAAAAAAUUGACAUUAAUGCAAAAAAGUCACAAUGAACAAAAUAUCAGAAUUUAAAAUAGAGACAGCGUCAGUAUUACUGAUUUUUCUUUUGCCUCAGGUUCCAGUAUGGCUUGGCACAGAGUGUCAUUAUGUAAGGGAUAUGGUGGGAGGGAGGAUGCAGAUAAGGGGCAUACUAAGGAGUGAAUUGAAGUUGUGGGAGUUGAAGCACUGAGUGCAGACUCUUCCUUCAUAAGGUUCCAUUUAUGUGAAGGGAAAUAAAAUGAAAGGGUGGUUGGCCUUGGGAUCUCAGGCUUAAGGUCUUUUUUGUUUUAUUUCUUUUUUUAAUAUUGGAGAGACUUGAACAUGUUUAUAAGCUGGAGGUAGAGAGAGGUUGAUGAAAGAGUGUUUGUAGGGGCUCACAGAGACAGAGGGCAUGGGGGGUACGGGGUGGAUGGCCCUGGAAAGGUGAAGGGCAGCAGGUGAUGGCCCCACAAUGGGAAGGUGGAAGGUUGUGGAAACUUAUUCCUGAUAAAUGGCAAGGUCCACUGAUGAGGGAUGGCACUAGUAGGUGGUGAAAGUUAGAGCUGUUAGGCAGCUGUGGAGAUGGAGCUGACCAAGGUCCUGUAAAAGUAGUUGCUGAGUGACAGUAAGGACCAGGUCAGGUUGGAAGCCACAAGGGUUUGGUGUGAUCUUUCCCUCUCUCCUUGGCAUGACUUGCUACUCUAAAUGUAUGAGUGGAGGAGGCUUACCAUCCAAAGAUGGGAUGCUGGGGUGGCCAACUAUCCUGGUUUUCCCAGGACUGAGGAGUUUCCUGAUGAUACAGACAGGACUUUUAGUGCUAAAACUGGAAAGUUCUGGCAAAUCAGGACGAGUCAUAUACCGAAGAGCUGGUGGUCAGGAGGCAAAAGGGCAAGAUAAUUGCAGGUAUUGGUCAGAGAGAGUUAGCAUGUGCUCUAGGAUCAGUCCAGGGAGAAAAGGAAGUGAGGCCAUUACCUGGUAGCAACUUGUGAAGACUCCAGUUAUUCACUGAUUCAUUCAGCAAAUACUAAUUGAGUGCCUACUAUGAGUCAGGCACUGGGGUCCUUGCCCAGGAUUUAACCACAAAGAAGAUAAAAAUGUCCUCAUAGAUUAUCCUUCUGUGGUGGCUAAGGUCAGUUGGUGCUCAGGACCCAUUCCCAUCUCUGCCUAGAGGAUGGAACAUUACAAACUGCAUUUCCUAGACUCCUUUACAACUGGGAUGUAAACUAAGUUCUGCCAACUAGGUGCAUUCAGGCAAGAUUUGUAAACAGAAGCGAGGUAAAGCCUAACAGCUGGCUGCUCUUGUUAGUUUCUCUGUUGGCAAGCAUGGUGGUGGUGAGGUAGGGAUUUGGGCAGCAGCAGUUACCAUGUCCACUCACCAGAUUUAGAGGUGUUGGAAGCAGGUGGUGUGGUCGGCUGCUUUCUGAUUUCUGGGUCACUCCCAUGCAGGUGAGCCCAGCACUCCCAGGGACAGCCUCCUGAUUCCCCACUGCCCUGGCUGAACCAAGAUCUUUCUGGGUAUAGAGGAGGUUUUUUCAGAAGCCCAGGCGAGAGCCAUUUCCUCCAGCCCUUACAACAGUUUUGGAGGCACCUGUAUUACAUGUAUUUCUACUGAAAAUACCUGGAGUGUUUUUUGUUUCUAGAACCUGAUACCACCCCUUCUAUUAGUCAGUGUUGUGGAUUUUAACUCUGGUGACAUCAGCUUUGUUUAGUUUUUUUAAAUGGCAACGGUCCCAUGACCUCCAUGUGAGAAAUGAAACUGGAACCGGUCUUAGUUGCUUUGGUUGUGAAGAUUGGGGACAGUUUGAAGCACUGUGGAGAUUUUGUGUAGGUGUGGAAAAGAAGAAUUAAACUAGAAUUUGCCAGUAAAGGGAGAAAAAGAAAAGGGGGAUUUCUUACAAAUUUUAGAAAACAUACCCAGAUGCCAGUUUUGUCUGGCUAGAGAAGGUGAACUGCUUAAAACAGUAGCGUGAAACCAAACUGACAGAAUAUUAACCGAUCCGGAGGACUGGGUAUUUGAAAACAAGAAAGAAAAAGAGUUGGAUUUGGAUCCCCCCUUUGUCUCUCAGCAGCUGCAAGUGAACAUCUAAGGAGAACUCCUCCAUUGGAAAGGGGAUUUUGAAAGAAAUGAAGAAAACCAUCAGAAAUGAUGUCAGCAGCCUCAUGGCCUUUUGUUGACUGGAGUGGAGUUUUAUUAUUGCAUUUCCUUGGAAAGACACUGCGCAGGAUGUCUGCUGAAGUCAUCUAUCAGGUUGAAGAGGCACUUGAUGAAGACGAGAAGGAAACGAUUCUUUUUUUGUGCCGGGACAUUGCUGCAGAUGUUGUUCCCCUUAAUGUCAGGGACCUUCUGGAUAUUUUAAGUGAGAGAGGAAAGCUGUCUGCCAUGGGCUUGGCUGAGCUACUGUACAGAGUGAGGCGGUUUGACUUGCUCAAGCGGAUUUUGAAGAUGGACAAAAGGGCGGUGGAGACGCACCUGCUCAGGCACCCUCAGCUUGUUUCAGACUAUAGGGUGUUGAUGACAGAGAUUGGUGAAGAUUUGGACAAAUCUGAUGUGUCCUCAUUAAUUUUCCUCAUGAGGGAUCAUAUGGGCCGAAGCAAGGUAGCCAAGGAUAAGAGUUUCCUAGAUCUUGUGAUUGAAUUGGAGAAGCUAAAUCUGAUUGCUCCAGAUCGAUUGGAUUUAUUAGAAAAAUGCUUAAAGAACAUCCACAGAAUAGACCUGAAGACAAAAGUCCAGAAAUACAAGCAGUCUGCUCAAGGAGGUGAAACAAGUUAUAUAAGUGCACUCCAGGCAUCUCUCCCAAAUUUGAGUCUUAAGGAUCCUUCAUAUAACUUAAGGCUCCAGAAUGGGAGAAGUAAUGAACAAAGACUCAAUGUGGGACAACCUGAUACUCAGAGAGAAUCAGUGAAGACAUCCAUUCAGGAAUCAGGAACAUCUCUACCUCAGCACAUACAAGAGAGAUAUAGGAUGCAGAGCAAGCCCCUGGGAAUCUGCCUGAUAAUUGACUGCAUUGGCAAUGAUACAGAGUUUCUUCGGGACACUUUUACUUCCUUGGGCUAUGAAGUCCAGUAUUUUUUGUACCUGCGUGUGGACAGUAUAAUCCAAAUUCUUCGCCAAGUUGCCUGCAUGCCCCAACACCAAGACUAUGACAGCUUUGUGUGUGUCCUGGUGAGCCGAGGUGGCUCCCACAGCGUGUUUGGCGUGGAUCAGACACAGCCAGGGUUCCCUUUGGAUCAGAUCAGGAGGAUGUUCAUGGGAGAUGCAUGCCCUUCUCUCUUAGGGAAGCCAAAGCUCUUUUUUAUUCAGAACUAUGUGGUGUCAGAGGGCCAACUGGACAGCAGCAGCUUCCUGGAGGUGGAUGGGCCAGCAGUGAACAAUGUGGAGUCCAAGGCCAGGCAGCCUGUGCCCUGUACCAUCCACCGAGAAGCUGACUUCCUCUGGAGCCUGUGCACAGCAGACGUGUCCCUGUUGGAACGGUCCUCCAGCUCACCAUCGUUGUACCUGAAGUGCCUUUCCCAGAAACUGUGGCAAGAAAGAAGACGCCCACUCUUGGAACUCCACAUUGAACUCAACAGCAGUGUGUAUGAUUGGAACAGCAAAGUGUCUGCUAAGGAGAGGUACUACGUCUGGCUGCAGCACACUCUGAGAAAGAAACUCAUCCUCUCUUGCAAAUGAAAAGCCAAAAGACUUUCUUAGCUUUGCAGUCUCCAUCACUAGCCCCAAGUAGUUUUCAAGCAAAUGUAUGCGUCACGUGGGUAAGAUGGGGUCCUGUUAUGGCUGAAAUGACCGUCUGUGAGGAAUGUUAUCAGGAAGGGGUGUUUGAGCUAAAGCUUCUGGGUUGAAGGUUUUGGCCUCUGUUGCUGAAAGCUUGUCAAAACAGUGUUAGAAAGGAAAUAGCUUUGAAACUUUAUUAUUAUUUUUUUAAUGUUUAUUUAUAUUUGAGAGAGAGAGAGACAGUGUGUGAAUGGGGGAGGGGUACAGAGAAACAGAGACAGAAUCUGAAGCAGGCUCUAGGCUCUGAGCUGUCACCACAGAGCCUGAUGCAGUGCUCGAACUCACACGCCGUGAGAGAGAUCAUGACCUGAGCUGAAGUUGAAUGCUUAACCAACUGAGCCACCCAGGCACCCUGGCUUUGAAACUUUAAAAAGCAAGUACUGGUUGAAUUGGGUGACUCAUGAUUGUGUUGCCUUCCCUCGUGCAAUCAAGUAAACCGGAGCCAUGGAGAUAAGGUUGCAGUAACACAGUUAAUUAGCCUGUGUGUAUCCAUGCUCCAAGAAGAAAAGUAAAAUAAAAAACCAAAACAAUGAGGGACACCUGGAUGGCUCAAUUGGUUGAGCAUCCAACUCUUGAUUUUGGCCCGGGUCAUGAUCCAGGGUUGUGGGAUCAAGCCCUGCAACACUCGCUGAGCAUGGAGCCUUCUUAAGAUUCUCUCUUUCUGACGGGUGCCUUGUUGGCUCAGUCGGUUAAGUAUCCGACUUAGGCUCAGGUCAUGGUCUCACUGUUCAUGGGUUUGAGCCCUGUGUCAGGCUCUGUGCUAACAGUUCAGAGCCUGGAGAAUCCUUCAGAUUCUGUGUCUCCCUCUUUCUCUGCCCAUCCCACGUUCAUGCUCUGUCUCUCAAAAAUGAAUAAAUGUUAAAAAAAAAAAAGAUUCUCUCUUACUGAGUAUCCAAUGGAAAAAAGACAGUGUCUUUAGCAAACGGUGCUGGGAGAACUGGACAGCAAUAUGCAGAAGAAUGAAGAUGGACCACUUUCUUACACCAUACACAAAAAUAAAUUCAAAAUGGAUGAAAGACCUAAAUGUGACGCAGGAAACCAUCAAAAUUCUAGAGGAGAAAACAGCCAACAACCUCUAUGACCUCGGCCCCAGCAACUUCUUACACAACACGUCUCUGAAGGCAAGGGAAAUAAAGGCAAAAAUGAACAAUUGGGACCUCAUCAUGAUAAAAAGCUUCUACACAGCAAAGGAAACAACAAAACUAAAAGGCAGCCAAUGGAAUGGGAGAAGAUAUUUGCAAAUGACAUAUCAGAGAAAGGGCUAGUAUCCAAAAUAUAAAAAGAACUUAACAAACUCAGCACCCAAAAAACAAAUAUUCCAGUGAAGAAAUGGGCAGAAGACAUGAAUAGAUAUUUUUCCAAAGAAGACAUCCAGAUGUCUAACAGAUACAUGAAGAGAUGCUCAAAAUCACUCAUCAUCAGGGAAAUACAAAUCAAAACCACAUUGAGAUACCAUCUCACACAGGUCAGAGUGGCUAAAAUUAGUAUCAACAGAUGUUGGCGAGGAUGUAGAGAAAGGGGAGCCCUCUUGUACUGUCGGUGGGAAUGCAAACUGGUGCAGCCACUCUGGAAAACAGUGUGGAGUUUCCUCAAAAAAUUAAAAAUAGAAUUACCCUAUGACCCAACAAUAGUACUACUAGGAAUUUAUCCAAAGGAUACGGGAGUGCUGUUUCAUAGGGACACAUGUACCCCAAUGUUUAUAGCAACAGUAUCAACAAUAGCCAAAUUAUGGAAAGAGCCCAAAUGUCCCUCAACUGAUGAAUGGAUAAGGAAGAUGUGGAUGGAUGGAUAUAUGGAUAAUGGAAUUAUGUGUAAUGGAAUACUACUUGGUGAUGAAAAAAAUGAAAUCUUGCCAUUUGCAGCAGCAUGGAUGAAACUGGAGGGUAUUAUGCUAAGUGAAAUAAGUCAGUCAGAGAAAGUCAGAUAUGUGAUUUCACUCAUAUGUGGAAUUUGAGAAACUUAACAGAAGACCAUAGGGGAAGGGAAGGAAAAAUAAGUUACAAACAGAGAGGGAUGCAAACCAUAAGAGACUCUUAAAUACAGAGAACAAACUGAAAGUUGAAGGGGGUAGGAAGUUGAGAGGGCAGGGAAAAUGGGAGAUGGGCAUUGAGGACAGAUCUUGUUGGGAUGAGCACUGGCUGUUGUAUGUUCUUACAUUAGAUUAGGAAUCUAAUCUUGAAUACACUGUAUGUUAGCUAACUUGACAAUAAAUUAUUAAAAUAAAAAAAUUAAAAUAAAAUAAUUCUCAAAAAAAAAAAGAUUCUCUCUUUCUCUCCCUCUCCCCUCUCUCCUGCUUAUGUACUCUCUCUCUCUCUCUCUCACUCUCUUUCUCUCUGUCAAACAAAAACAAAAACAAUGAAACGUAACAAACACUUACAAUCUUACCUACCACAUACAACCACAGUUAAUUUGCAAAUUUAUUUUCUGUGUACAAGAUUCGGAUGUUAAGUCAGGGGGACUGUCUUUCUCUGUUCAGGCUACUAUGACAAAGUGCCAGAGACUGGAUGGCUUAAAGAAACACUUAUUUCUUGCAGUUCUAGAGACUGGGAAGUCCAAGAUCAAGGUGCUGACACAUCUGGUGUCUGGUGAGAACCUGCUUCUGUGUCUGCUAAUGACCAUCUUCUCAUGGUGCCCUCACAUGUCAAAGAGCAGAGACAGGAAGCAAACUGUCUGUGAUAGCUCUACCUUCAUGACCUAGUCACCCCAAACACCCUGCCUCCUAAUAUCAUCACACUGAGGCUUAGGGUUUCAACCUAUGAAUUUGGUGAGGGACACAAACAUUCAGACAAUAGCAGUGACUUUAUAAUUUGAGAUUACUUGUCUGUCUAGAACUCAAGUGACACUUUACAGCAAAUAAUUUUCUCUCGCAGAUUUGAUGACAUGACCUAAAAAGAGAUCAUUAUUUAAAAAUAUCAUUUAAGGGGUGCCUGGGUGGCUUAGUCAGUUAAGUGUUUGACUUCGGCUCAGGUCAUGAUUUUGCGGUUCGUGAGUUUGAGCCCCACCUUGGGCUCUGUGCUGACGGCUCACAGCCGGAGUCUGCUUCAGAUUCUGUGUCUCCCUCUCUCUCUGCCCUUCCCCUAUGCAUUCUCUCUCUCUCUCUCUCUCAAAAAUAAACAUUAAAAAAUUUAAAAUAUUUAAAGUAUUUAUUUAAUUAUUUAUUUAUUUAUUUUUAAGUUUAUUUAUUCUGAGAGAGAGAGAGAGAGAGAGAGAGAGAGCGAGCGAGCGCGCAAAAGCUGGGGAGGGAAAGAGAGAGAGGGAGACAAAGAGAAUCCCAAGCAGGUUCCACACUGUCAGAGAGGGAGCCCACACAGGGCUCGAACUCAUGAAAUGUGAGAUCAUGACCUGAGCUGAAAUCAAGAGUCAGACGCUUAACCAACUGAGCUACCCAGGCACCCCUCAUUUAAAAUUAAAAAAAAUAUAUAUAUUUAUUUUUAUAUUUUUUGACUUGGUUUUAAAUGGUGUGUAUUUCUUAUGUGCAUAUUUGUGUGUGUUUUGCUGUGACCAAUCAGCAAGACUGAAAAGCAUGAAAGGAGUAUUCAGACCAUUCAUAAGCAGUUAUUUUUGCUUUUUGUUUUAAUGAGUGUGGGACACCUGAGGAUAUUUUUGAAUGUAACAUUGUUGAGGGGCACCUGCAAGAAUAAUGUAUAUGCCUGUCCUCAUGAACCAGAACCUUGUGUUGAUUAUUACAGAAAGAAACCGAGAGAGAUCUUAGAGACCUGACAGCUUUGGCAUCCUUUUCUGUUCCAUCCAGACCAGGUCAUAAGCAUUUUCCAUUUAUUCUGUUUCUUAUCUUAUGCUGGAAUAGCACAUGUUUUUUACCUUUUUUUCCUCUUUACUUUUGAGGCGGGAUCAUCCCCACUCUUGCGAGUAACUUGCCUCAAAAUACCAUGUAUAGGAUCUUUGGCUCACAAAAAAAUUGCAGACCAAACCCAGAAACAAAGUAUUUAUUUAUAUUGCUUUUUAGUUUUAUGCAUUUUUGUAUAUUAUUAAGAUAACUUGCAUUUGCAAUAACAGAGAUGGACUUUGAAUACAUUAGGCAAGCGAAAUAAAUCAGACACAAAAAGAAAAAUACUGUAUAAUUUUACAUAUGUGUGGAAUCUUGAAAACAAAAAACAAACAAAGGACUCAUAGAAAAAGACAUCACACUUGUGGUUACCAGAGGUAACCACAGAGGUUGGGGGAGAGGGAAUUGGAAGAAGGUAGUCAAAAGGUACAAACUUCCAGCUAUGAGAUAAGUAAGUACUAGGGAUGUAAUGUACAACAGUGGCUAAUACUGCUGUACGAUAUACGGGACAGUUGUUAAGAAGUUAAAUCCCAAGAGUCCUCAUCACGAAGAAAAAAAUUUUCCUUUGUCCUUUCCUUUCUUUUCUUUUUAUUGCAUCUAUAUAAGAAGAUGGAUGUUAGUUAAAUUGAUCAUGGUAAUCAUUUCAUAGUAUAUGUAAAUCAAACCAUCACACUGUAUGCCUUAAAAUUUAGACAGUGAUGUAUGUUAAUUAUUUCUCAAUAAAACUAGAAAAAACAUUUGAUAAGGACAAUAAAUCUAAAUGAAUUUAAAAGGUAACCUAUAAAUGAAAACUUGAUACAUUUAAUGAAUUAAAUUUCUGUAUAUAAAUAUGAUGGUAAACUUAAGCAUUCAUUCAACUGAAACCACAAAUCUAAUACAUUAGAUUUUCUUAAAUGUUUUAAACACACUAAAAAAUAGACAAUUUACAAUGAUUACAAAAUGGAUCAGUACAUUCGGUUACAAAAGUAUGUGUAUGAUGUACUUAGGCUUAUUUCUUCAUUGUGUUUACAUUCCUUUUUUUUUUUUUUUUUUUUUUUUUUUUUACCUUUCAAAUUUUCUAAGAUUAUGGCAAAAAUGGAUAGUCUAUGAUUCAGGACUUGAAGUUUAAGAUUUAGUGUGCCAUUCAGGGUGUUUUACCUGAGUCUGUCAUCCAAUUGGAUUAGCUGUUUUUAUAGUUAGACUUUAUUCAUUGAUUGAGAUUUACCAAUUGCUGGAAUUAUUGACUUUGGCAUCAGAUAUGUUUUGAUUUUUUGUAACCUCGUUUCUUCGAUGUAUUCUUGUUAUAGUCUAAUUUCUAUUUCUAUUUUAAAAUAAAAAGUAGUAAUAUGAUAUCUUGUAUUCUAUUGAGGACUGAAUUUUGAAAAUCUUUCACAUUAACGUGAACCUUCUUGAUUAACUAUUUUAUCAUUCAAAAUGAUAGUAAGUAACGGAUGCAAGAUGCAAGUAAUGGAAGACGUAACUCACAACAAAAAUACCAGUUUUGUUUGUUUGUUUGUUUAUGCUUGUUAAGCAUAGGGUCCAGAGGUAGGGGUAUAGAUGCUGGCUUGGUUAAGUCACUGAUCGAAUGAUGUCAUCAAGGAUUUGGUGCUUUCUAUCUUUCCGCUCUGUACUUUCUUUGUUUUGGCUUUUAUUUUCAGAAUUGUCAUCUAAUGACUACAAGAUGGCCACAGGUCCAAGUAUCACACCCAAAUGACAGAAAGGAAAACACCUCUUCUUUGUGUUCCUUCUUAAGAUCAAAGGAAAAUUUCCCUAGAAGCCUUCCUCCCCAAGUGUUUCUUUUCCGUAUUUCUCAUUGGCUAGAAUUGAAUGACAUGCCCAUUCUUAAACCAGCAUUUGGCAGAGGGAAUAGGAUCACCAUGGUUGGUUUAUACCAGCCCAGCUUCAGUCUCCUGGGCUGGAGAGGGGUUCAGCUCCUCUGAGGCACAUGGUGUCCAAAAUUAAAAAGUGGGGCAUGGAAUGACCCUGUGGAUAGCCAACCAUAAUGCAUACCAAAAGAAUGAGAACAUCCAUUUUAUGAUCAAAGAAACUGAGGCACACAGCUUUUAAGUGACUUGUUCCCAAAUCUCAGGAAAAAAAUAAUCAGUGAUAGUGCUAGAUCUAGAAUGUCGACCAUCAGCCUAUCAUCUAGUGUUCUUUAGAAAUUAAACAAACAUUGGAAAUGUGUAGCAUCAUUUCAGAGAAGGCAUCAUACUCCUCUCUGCUGUUUAUGAGAGUCAUUAUUUUACCUUUCCAGCCUCUAUCCUCUCCCCACAGAUAGGUGGCAUGGCCACAUAUCUCACCUUAUCCCACCUUCCUGGCAUGGUGAAAAUAUAGAGCUUGGCAAAUCAGCAUCUUUUCUUUCCUUCUCUUUCCCUUCCCUCUUUUUAAACAAUACUUUAUUAAAUUAUACUCUGUCGUCUGUUUACUUUUAUCACUUUUUUUUUGUAUUACAUUAUUCUUAAUACAACCAAUCCCUAGGCUCCAAAGAGAAGAGUGUUAAGUGUUUGCUUAGGUGUUUUGCUCACUGGCAAGUAGUUUGGGGUGGAGUAAAGAGGGAUUAUGAUUUCAGGCCUAGGCUGACGAAAUGGGAGGAAUAAUGCCUUGCCUUCCCUUGCUUACUUAAAUGAAAGAGCUUUUAUGAGCAUACCCAUUGGGGGAGCUUGUCUUUCCCCUCCCAGACAAACCCUUUAUAGGUACAUACAGGGCAGAUCCAGCCAUGGCAAAUAUUCAGUCAUCAGGGAGGAUGUCUAGUCAUGGGGGAGGGGAGAUGUCCAGCCAUGACUGUGAAUGCCCAGCCCAGUCAUGGGGGAUAGAAUACACAAUCAUAGAUGGAAAUUUCCAGCUGUUGGUAAUUGGUAGGAUGUUCUGACAUGGAUGGAGAUGUCUAGCCACGGGGAUAUAUCUAUAUGUUGGCAGAAUGUCUAGCCAUUGGUGGGGAUGUCUAGCUAUGGAUGGAAACAUUCAGCCAUAAUUAGGAUGUUCAGUCAUGGAUGGUGUGUCCAGUAAUGGAAAGAAGUCCAGCCAUGGGUUGAUGCAUAGCUAUGACUGGAGAUUCCAGCCAUGAAUAAAGGUGUCUGUCAGAAGCUCAGCUAAGCUGGAAAUAGUUGAGCUGGCAGAUGUCAGUGUAGAUUUCCUGGCUGUCACCUUGAAGCCCUUAGGGGAAGAGGAAGACAGGAGAGUGCUUGGGGCCACUUGAGCCUGAUACGGCGCCUUCCCAAUAAAGGAGAUUUUGUAACUGCUUUGGUGAUGCCAUGUGAACAUCACUAUUAUCAUUAUACCACCCCGUGGGGAAGUUAUUUUGGAAAUAUUGAACCAAACCUUGUAAAGUUUGUAGGAUUUUGAGGUGGAGAGGAAAAUAUGCUGUAGGUGAAGAGACAACGCAAGUGAAGAGACAGGGGAAAUGCAAGACAUGUUUUAGAAAAUUUGAGUGUAACUUUUACCUGGCAUAGAGAGAAUGUGAGCAAUGGUGAGUGGUAAGCUAGGAGGUGCCUAUUGUUAGAGCGUGGAGAGCCUUCAAGGCCCUCAUCUUGGUCCACUAGUUUCCAUGGAAGUUAUUUUUCUCACUUGAAUAGUAGAGUCUAUGACUCCUCCUUUGAUACUUUUUCAUAUGAGUAUUUGAUUACUAGAUGAAUUUCUUAUUCUUUUUGAGUAUGGUUUUUAGUGAAAUAUUUUAGACAUGCUAAAAGAGAGUUAUAUUAGAUAACAAUAUAAUGAAUACCCAUGGUACCUACCACCUAGCUUAAAUAAAAUGUUCUAAAAUAUAUAUGAAGAUUCUUAAGAUAUUACUUUAAGUAAUAAUCCUAAAUAUAAAAGAGAUAAAUGCAAUAAGAUGUUUCAAACCUUAUAAUAGCCCCAAACUGAGAAUUAGCCAAGUGUUCAGUAAUAAGGGUAUGCUUAUGAUGAUAGGUCCACUGGUUGAUACUUUAUGUAACCAUUAAAAUUAUGUUUGUAAAUAAUAAGAGCUUACAUCAAACUGUUAUUAUCUCUUUUUAAAAGAAUUUUUUUAAUGUUUAUUAAUUUUUGAGAGAGAGAGACAGAGUGCAAGCAGGGGGAGAGGCAGAGAAAGAGGGAGACACAGAAUCUGAAGCAGGCUUCAGGCUCUGAGCUGUCAGCAUAGAGCUGACUUGGGGCUCAAACCCACAAACCGUGAGAUCAUGAUCUGAGCCGAAGUUGGACACUUAACCGCCUGAGUCACCCAGGCGCCCCUAUUAUUAGCUCUUUACACAAAUAGAUAAUUACACAAAUAGAUAAACACAAAUAAACGAAUUAUCUCAUUUAAUCCUCAAAACAGCUGUAUGAGGUAGGUAUUAUUGUUCUCAUUUUUUCUUCCCAUCCUAUAGAUAAGGAAAAUGAGCAAAGUGAUGUUAAGUAGCUUAUCCGUGAUCACCCCAUACUAGGAUAUAAACUCAAGCCAUGAAGAGAGCUACUUUGGGGCCCAAAUGCUUAACAAGUUCACAAUAUGGCCUUGACAGCAUAUCACAAUGAGAAAAAUGCUCAUAUAUUCAUGUUACCCGGAAAAGAGUACAAAAUAGUAUGUUUAUGUUAACUAUGCUUAAAAUAAAACAGAAAAUACCUCCCAUAGGAAAACAAAGGGCCAGAAAGAAAUAGUUACAAAGUGGCGUAUGGAUGACAGAACUGUGGCUGAUAUUAUCUCUUCUUUCUGUUUUCCCAAUUCUCAUCUCCAUCUGUCUAUAUAUUUGAGAAUAUUGACUUUGCCCUAGAGCUUAGGUGGUUCCUUUCAACUUUCAAGUAGUUGAUUCUUCAUCACUAACAAAACUACCCUCUCUUCUUACUUUUAUCCUUAUUUCUCUGUCCCAUCUCUAGCCCCUCUUUUCAGAAGCAGAACUCCUGGUCUCAGGGCUGCUUUUCUGAGCCAUUGGUUAGGAAGACUGACUAGUAAACCCCUAGUUGACCAAUACUUCUAUCCCUGUUGUUUCUCCCAACCUUAACCCUGUUCUAUGCCAUUCCCCAACCUCUUCAAUCCUCUUCCAUGAAUAGGCCAUAGUGGGAGUCACUUGACACCUUUAUCUGCAGUGUUUGAUAUGAGAAUCUCUUCUUCUCCUCUGAGAUUUUAGAAGCAAGUUUUCAGGAUUAAGGAUGUUAUUUAUACCAUCAAGAGGUCAGAAUUUGAGGUCAGCCUUGUCAAUUUGGCUGUGGACAGACCCCGCUUGCUGUCCUCAUAUAUUCAUUUUCUUUUUCCCUCGUAAUAGAAGCCUUGAUUUGGAACUGGGCACAAAGCCUCACAGAAUAUAGUCUACUUGUCCAAGCUUCAAUUUGAGCUAGAUGUGGUCAUGUGUUUAGGUCCUGGCCAAUAAGAUGUUAGCAGCAGAAUCAUUUGUCAGUUGCUGAGAACUUCCCUUAAAAGACAGUUGUUUUUUCAGUAUGAUACUGGCACAAAUCAAUGAAACAGAAUAAAGGGCCCAGAAAUAAACCUAUGAUUAUAUGGUCAAUUAGUUUAAGACAAAGGAGGUGAGAUUAUGCAAAAGGAAAAAGACAAUUUCCUCUACAGAUAGUAUUGGGAAAACCGGACAGCUACAUGCAAAAGAAUGAAACUGAACUACUUUACCAUACACAAAAACAAAGUUAAAGUGGAUUAAGGACCUAAAUGUGAGACCUGAAACUAUAAAAAUCCUUGAAGAGAAAACAGGCAGUAAUUUCUCU